This is a messenger RNA of Pyrgilauda ruficollis (rufous-necked snowfinch), 1092 nucleotides long. Its product is annotated as inositol 1,4,5-trisphosphate receptor-interacting protein-like 1. The record is from RefSeq and is a predicted model, not a curated record. The transcript has a single exon. The annotation marks the transcript as partial. Lineage: Eukaryota; Metazoa; Chordata; Aves; Passeriformes; Passeridae. Gene Ontology annotation, cellular component: membrane.
AAUGAUGUUGCAAAUGAAGUCCAAGAUGAAGAUGAUGAUUUUGACGAUCACGUUGGACGUGUUAUAAUGGAGCGCAUCCAGUGGCCUGUACAGGACCUGCAGAGAGGCUGUGAGUGGACUACUGACCUCAUGGAUCAGUGUAGCCUUUACUUUCAACGGGUCUUGUCAAACAGCUUUUACCCAGUGCUGCAACGAGCCAUCGGGGUGGGCAGUGCCUUUGAAGGCUGGAGUCCCCGUGAGCAGGAUGUCGUGUACCGCCUGCUCAUCCCCAUGACUCCUCCCCGAGGCCACAGCUUCCACAUGGAGCUGGACAGCGCAGGGCAGAGGCACGUGAGGAACUUCCGUGUCCGCGUGCAGCUGGAGUGCACCUGCACGAGGGAGCAGCAGGCUGAGGACAUGCUGUGCUUCCUGCACCACCCCGAGGAGGAGCUGAGGAGGAAUCAGGAUCCCAGCCUCCUAGACACCCUGUGCACCGGCUCCUACCUCGACGUGCAGAAAACUGCCCGCUGGUUCUACCAGCUGGUGAGAGCAGUCUGGCCGGCUUUGCCUCAGUCACACAACUGGCAUUUAGCGCUGCUGCCCUCCACACGCUCCUGCCAAUUCAAGGUGACCAAUGGCAGGGAAAGCUUCAGGAUUGAGCUGCUCUUCGGGGUGCGGAGAGAUGACUCAGCCAUCUUUGUGUGCAGCCAGCCUAGAGAGGCCCAUACAGCAAGCACAACCUGGCCCGAGUCUUACGCUGUGGCAGAGGUUGAGUUCUUCAAGCACAUUGCCAGGCAGGCCCCCCCUGACAGCCUGCACCUCAAAUGCCUGCAGUUCUUCACCCGUCUUCAGCUGGGCUUCAGCUUUUCCACCUACACCAUGAAGACCAUUGUCAUGCACCUGCUCAAUGUCACACCCGUCUCAUCGUGGCGCAGGAGAGACCUCCUGGAACGACUGCAGGAUAUCAUCAACAGCCUGCAUUUUUGUGUGCGAGCAAAACGCCUCAACCACUUCAUUGUGGGCAACCAGAGGUUUCCUCAGGACAUCAAUUUACCUGCCGAUGUUCAAAGGGCUGAGCCAUACAAUCUCCUCCAUCACCUGGUGCAGCAGCCG